AAUUAAUUUUUUUUUAAUUCAUGAUUUUUAAUUUCACAAAAAAAAAGGAUUUUGCUUAACUGCCUCUAACUUCCCCUGAAAAAUCUGAGCAUGAAGCAGUGAGGUUGAAUUCAGUUUAUUAUUAUAUCAUAGCUGUUCUUAAUUUUUUUAUUCUUCUUUUUCUCUUUUCUCUCUCAAGUCUUUUUCUUCCUUCCAUCUCUCAAAAACCAUUCACACAUAAUAAAUAUCUACAACAUAGUACACUGUUUUCUCUCUUUCUAACAUUCUCGUACUUGUCGUCUAAACCAAGAUUCUCCAUUCAAACAUUCUCGUACUUGUCUUCUAAACAAAGAUUCUCCUGUUUUUUUUUAUCAUGGGAUUCCUUAGUACACACUACAACUAUAAUAAUUCUUACCCUUCUCAAACUCUUCAAACUAUCGACGACAAUAACUCAGAAACCAUCACUUUCCAACGUCAUGAACAAGAACAACAACUGUUUGAACUUUCGCAACAAAACUACGACUUUUCGUCUUCUUUUCUAGAUGAAACCUUGUUUUUUCCGAGUCCUUAUUUUUACUCCAACGAGACUUAUCCUUGUGAAGAUCAACUAAUCAUUGACUCCACUUUCUCUUGUGAUCAAAACGAUGGUUUUGUUUCCAUGAAUGAGAUUUUCCCAAAUGAUGAAAAAUUCAAUAACUACGUUCUUCCAUGUGCGAAACGACAAAAGCUAGGUUAUGAAGAAACAAACCAACAGCAGCAACAACAUCAGCAACAACAGCAACAUGAACAAGAGCUUUUUUACUCAGCCAAUUUUUGUGUGGAUGAGUUUAUGACUAACCCUUUUACUUCUUUCGAAGUGGAACCGCAUUCCGCUUCGAAUAUGGUUGAUGUUGUGCAAUGUGAGAAGAAGGUUAGCGAAAGGAGUAUCUCGACGCAGAGUAUUGCGGCGAGAGAAAGAAGAAGGAAGAUAUCUGAGAAGACACAGGAGCUUGGGAAGUUGGUUCCUGGUGGACCUAAGAUGAACACUGCUGAGAUGCUUAAUGCUGCUGCUAAUUAUGUUAGGUUUCUUCAAGCUCAAGUUGGAAUGCUUCAAGUUAUGGAAACUUUUAGCAAGGAAGAAAAGGAACCUCCUCCAAGUGAAGAUCUACACAAACUAGUAGUUUCUCCUUUUGUUCAAGAGAAGUUGUAUUCCGAAGAAAAGUGCUUUAUUUCAAAAGAGAUUGUCACAGCAUUGACCAAUCAUGAUGAUGUUAGAUCAAAACCUACAAUCCUUAAGGGUCUUAAACAACUUGUUCGAAGGGAGAUUGAUCAUGAGAAUGAGAAGAAACCAAAACAAGAAUAAUUUUACUUUCUAUGGGUUGUUUUCUCCAUUUUUGAGAGUUGCUUAAUUUAUUUCAUUUUUUUUGAGCCGUGUUGUUGUUAAAUAUGGCUCUUUUCUCAUGAGCUAUUAUAGUUUAGAUUCAAUUUUUGUGUUGUUCAUUUCUU
Messenger RNA from Lathyrus oleraceus (garden pea), 1464 nucleotides. Its product is annotated as transcription factor bHLH53. Bases 353 to 1321 code for a protein of 322 amino acids. The record is from RefSeq and is a predicted model, not a curated record. Gene Ontology annotation, biological process: regulation of DNA-templated transcription. The transcript has 2 exons. NCBI's taxonomy places the organism in Eukaryota, Viridiplantae, Streptophyta, Magnoliopsida, Fabales, Fabaceae. Gene Ontology annotation, molecular function: protein dimerization activity; DNA-binding transcription factor activity.